Molecule: messenger RNA, 660 nt
Organism: Echinococcus granulosus
Lineage: Eukaryota; Metazoa; Platyhelminthes; Cestoda; Cyclophyllidea; Taeniidae
Product: Origin recognition complex subunit
Exons: 5
Coding region: 1-660 (219 amino acids)
Biological process (GO): DNA replication initiation; DNA replication
Cellular component (GO): nuclear pre-replicative complex; nuclear origin of replication recognition complex; DNA replication preinitiation complex
Molecular function (GO): DNA replication origin binding
Source: RefSeq, a predicted model, not a curated record
AUGUCGGCUAAAACAGCGGAUUCACAAUGCAGUAGUGCCAAGGCGGAGUGUGCCACCUUGGAGCUCUCCAAGCGGCUAACCCUUCUAGAAUUGCGCGAGGAACUACUCAGGUCUAGAUCCUCAUCGGCGGCAUCCUCGACGUCGUCACUGUGGAAACAAACGAUGGAAGAAUUUGAGCAAUGGCUAUUCGCCGUUCUUUCACCCGAUAGUGAUAACGCUCUCAGUCUCGUGCCGGCACCUCACAAUCUGCCUUUCAAUGAGGUCUUUUACGGGCCAACAAGUCAAGAGGCGGAGAUGAUGGACCUCAAGCGAAAUGUCGACGCGCCUCUGAUUGGGGCUGUCCACCAUGCGCUCUGCAAUCCCGACGACUUUCUUCCUGAAGUGAAUGGUCCCCAACCUCCUGUGCCGGAUGUGUGCAUUGUUUACAAAAUCUACAUGGAGAGUGGCUCUUUGAUAAAUAUUCACGAUUGGCUCAUUUCUUUCGCGACUAUUGUGGAACCGUCUUCAGCGAGCGCGGACGCGAAUCCCAGUCAGCUUAUCCAGUCGCGUUUCCUUCGAGCCGUGGCUGACUUGGAACAGGUGGGAUUGGUGCGACGCACUGGACGUAGAGUGGAUCAUGCGCAGAAAUUGCCUUUCAUGGAAGUGAACUGGAUGCUUUGA